CAUUUCAUCACAAUUCAGAAUUAACUGAUUGUAAGAAGCAAAGAGCAGACAUAGCUUCAAGCUACCAACACGACAACACCAACCACUCUUCUCUUCUCUUCACUUCUCUUUCUCUCUCGCGCUCAAUUCACCAUCUUCUUCUCCAUUUCCGAUUCUCUCUCUCUCCUCUUUCUCUCUGCACACUUUCUCUCUCAUUUCCAUCGAAUCAUCGAUCGGAACCUCACGAUCGGAACCCGAACGGCGGCACUCCGAGCUCCGCAACCUUCUGGAAGGUGGAUUGGGCUUUCACAAUUUGAAUGACUAUUUGUUAGUUUCUUCAGAAAUAGCAUAAUGGAAGAGGAGGAGGAACCAAAAGAGAUCAAAAUAUCUGGUAACGAAUUAGAUACUCAUGUAGCAGUAGACAGUGGUGUAAAACAGUUUGUUGAGAGUCCGCAUCAGGAAAAUAUAAAUGCUAGCAGCAGUUUUGAGAUUGAAAAUGUAGAUGAUAGGGUACACUUGCAAGAGCAAGGUAUUGAUUCUGCAGAUACUGUUAUGGAUGAGGACCAGUUUGAGCAAGUAUCUUUGAAAGAUCAAGACAAGAAUAAUGAGUUUGAGGAUGCAAACAGAUCAUCAGGUUCUGAUAUUAUACAACAUCCCUCUGGUGGAAGUGUAGAGGAUUCUCGAUAUUCAUCUGGGUCGUACUCACCAGAGUAUGAUUCUUCCCUGGUUGCUGACUUACAUCUUGAUAAUCUUUCUUAUAGCCCUGAGUCAGAGGGGCAGUUUGGUCAUACAAACAACCAGUUUACCCCAUCAAUUAGUUUUGAUUCUCCUGGAUAUUCCAAUGUUAAUUCUCCACCAAAGCCCAGGCAAAAACAUGCAAAACCGAACGUGUCUCCAGAAUUACUACAUUUAGUUGAUUCUGCGAUUAUGGGGAAACCUGAAGGUAUGGAUAAGCUGAAGAAUAUUGCAAGUGGUGUAGAAGUUUUCGAGAGUGGUGAAGAAAUGGAUAGCAUGCCUUUCAUAAUAGUAGAUUCACUCCUUGCAACAAUGGGUGGUGUUGAAAGUUUUGAGGAGGACGAAGAUAAUCCUCCUAGUGUAAUGCUGAAUUCCCGGGCUGCUAUUGUGGCAGGUGAGAUUAUUCCUUGGCUUCCUUACAUUGGUGAUACUGAUGAUGUCAUGUCCCCAAGGACAAGGAUGGUUAGGGGACUACUUGCCAUAUUAAGGGCUUGCACUAGAAAUAGAGCCAUGUGCUCAAUUGCUGGUCUGUUAGGAGUGUUGUUGAGAACAGCAGAAAAGAUUUUUACAGUUGAUGUUGGCUUGAAUGGGCAAAUGAGGUGGGAUGGAACUCCUUUGUGUCACUGCAUACAAUACUUAGGUGGCCAUUCUCUUAGUGUUGAUGAUCUCUUUAGAUGGUUGCAAGUCAUUAAUAAAACACUUACCACAAUUUGGGCUCCACGAUUAACUCUAGCAUUGGAGGAAGCAAUAAGUGGAAAGGAGUCAAGAGGACCAGCUUGCACCUUUGAGUUUGAUGGUGAAAGUUCUGGUUUGCUUGGUUCAGGUGAGAGCCGUUGGCCAUUUAUCAACGGUUAUGCUUUUGCAACAUGGAUCUACAUUGAAUCAUUUGCAGACACAUUGAAUACAGCUACAGUUGCUGCCGCAAUUGCUGCAGCUGCAGCGGCUAGGUCAGGUAAAUCAUCAGCUAUGUCAGCUGCUGCUGCAGCUAGUGCGCUUGCUGGUGAAGGUACGGCACACAUGCCACGGCUAUUUAGUUUUUUAUCUAGUGAUAAUCAGGGUAUAGAGGCUUAUUUUCACGCCCAAUUUUUGGUUGUUGAAACUGCCAGUGGGAAGGGGAAAAAGUCUUCUUUGCAUUUUACAUAUGCUUUCAAACCACAAUGCUGGUACUUCAUUGGUCUGGAACAUAUAAGCAAGCAUGGAAUUCUUGGGAAAACAGAAAGUGAAGUCAGGUUGUAUGUAGAUGGUUCUUUAUAUGAAGGUCGUCCUUUUGAGUUCCCUCGAAUUUCCAAACCCCUUGCCUUUUGCUGCAUAGGAACUAAUCCUCCUCCUACUAUGGCUGGUUUGCAACGCCGUCGUCGUCAAUGCCCUCUGUUUGCUGAGAUGGGCCCUGUCUACAUCUUCAAGGAACCAAUUGGCCCAGAAAGAAUGGCACACCUGGCUUCUAGAGGAGGGGAUAUAGUUCCUUCUUUUGGUAAUGCAGCUGGGCUACCAUGGCUAGCAACAAAUGCCUAUGUGCAGAGUAAAGCAGAGGAAAGUGUGCUUUUGGAUGCAGAAAUUGGAGGUUGCUUUCACCUGCUCUAUCAUCCUAGUUUGCUUAGUGGGCGUUUCUGUCCAGAUGCUUCACCUUCUGGUGCUUCAGGAAUUCUUCGACGUCCCGCUGAGGUUCUUGGGCAAGUCCAUGUUGCUACACGAAUGCGACCUGUGGAUGCUUUGUGGGCAUUGGCCUAUGGUGGUCCCUUGUCUUUGCUUCCCCUGACUAUAAACAGUGUACACGAAGAUACUCUGGAACCACAACAUGGGAAUUUUACCCUGUCUUCAGCCACCACAUCUCUUGCUGCCCCAAUAUUUAGAAUUAUAUCCAUGGCUAUUCAACAUCCGAGGAACAAUGAAGAAUUGUCUCGUGGUAGAGGGCCUGAAGUUCUUUCAAAAAUUUUGAAUUAUCUACUUCAAACUCUAUCCUCGCUUGAUGUUAGAAAGUAUGAUGGUGUAAGAGAUGAGGAACUUGUUGCUGCUGUCGUCUCCCUUUGUCAAUCUCAGAAGAUCAACCAUAAACUUAAAGUGCAGCUCUUCACUACACUGCUUCUAGAUUUAAAAAUUUGGAGUUUGUGUAGUUAUGGCAUACAAAAGAAGCUUCUAUCAUCACUUGCGGACAUGGUUUUCACUGAGUCAACAGUGAUGCGAGAUGCCAAUGCCAUUCAAAUGCUUCUUGAUGGCUGCAGAAGAUGUUAUUGGACUGUUCCUGAAAUUGACUCUGUGAAUACUUUCUCUCUGUCUGGGGCAACACGUCCUGUGGGUGAAAUCAAUGCUUUGGUGGACGAGCUCUUGGUGGUAGUUGAACUUUUAAUAGUGGCAGCACCUCCUUCAUUGGCAUCACAUGAUGUCCGGUGUUUACUUGGAUUCAUGGUUGACUGUCCACAACCUAAUCAGGUUGCUAGGGUGUUGCAUCUCUUCUACAGGUUGGUUGUCCAACCAAAUUCAUCUAGAGCUCACACAUUUGCAGAAGAAUUUCUAGCAUGUGGUGGGGUAGAAACUCUUCUUGUUCUGCUCCAGAGGGAGGCUAAAGCGGGAGAUAGUAGUGUCCUGGAAUCGUUGUCAAACAAUCCUGAACUUAAAACAACUGUGAUUGAUGGUAAAAAUGAAAUCACAGAAGGAAGUCAGGAUGAUGAAGGAUCAGAGGAGAAAAGUGAAGCCAUCUUACAAGACAAUGACCAAGGUUCUCAGUCUGUUUACAGUGGCAAUAGCCCGGAUCCUAGUUCUCCUGAUUUUAGCAAUGACAGGAUGACUUUUACCUCUGAAAUUCCUUCUGUCAACAACCUGGGAGGCAUAAGCCUGUCCAUUAGUGCUGACAGUGCUAGAAAAAAUGUUUACAAUGUUGAUAAAAGUGAUGGCAUUGUUGUUGGGAUCAUAGGUCUCUUAGGUUCUUUAGUAGCUUCAGGACAACUGAGAUUGGGUUCCCAUACUGGUCCUGAUACAGCGAGCAACCUUUUUAGUGUUGGACUCCAUGAUAGGGGUGAUAGUGGUACCAUGUUUGAAGACAAGGUUUCUCUUCUACUUUAUGCUUUACAGAAGGCUUUUCAAGCAGCACCCAACAGGCUAAUGACUAACAAUGUUUACACAGCUUUAUUGGCUGCCUCGAUCAAUGCCUCUUCUUCAGAGGAUGGUCUGAACUUCUAUGAUUCUGGUCAUCGCUUUGAGCAUUCACAACUUCUAUUGGUGCUUUUGCGUUCCCUUCCAUUUGCUCCCAGGCAACUGCAGAGCAGAGCGCUACAGGAUCUUCUAUUUUUGGCUUGCAGUCAUCCUGAAAAUAGAAGCAGCAUGACAAAUAUGGAAGAAUGGCCUGAAUGGAUUUUGGAAGUUCUGAUUUCAAACUAUGAGGUGGGCCCAAACAAAUUGUCUGAAUCAACAAGUGUUGGAGACAUAGAAGACCUUGUGCACAACUUCCUAAUUAUCAUGCUAGAGCAUUCAAUGCGCCAAAAGGAUGGAUGGAAGGAUAUUGAAGCAACAAUUCAUUGUGCUGAAUGGCUUUCUAUUGUCGGUGGAUCUAGCACUGGGGAACAGAGACUGAGACGUGAGGAAUCGUUACCUGUAUUUAAAAGGAGACUCUUAGGUGGCUUGCUGGACUUUGCUGCUAGAGAAUUGCAGGUUCAGACUCAAAUCAUUGCUGCAGCUGCUGCUGGUGUUGCAGCUGAGGGUUUGUCACCAAAAGAUGCUAAGGCCGAGGCUGAGAAUGCAGCCCAGUUGUCUGUGGCUUUAGUAGAGAAUGCCAUUGUGAUACUCAUGCUUGUUGAAGAUCAUUUACGGUUACAGAGCAAGCAUUCUUCAUCUCGUGCUACAGAUGCUUCCCCGUCACCACUUUCUACUGUGUAUCCAAUAAAAAAUCGUUCUACUUCAUUGUCGACAAUUGAGGAGUCAACAGAAGUUACGGAUGAUCGUAGAUCAGAAUCGAGUGACUCGGGGGGAAUCCCUCUAGAUGUCCUUUCUUCAAUGGCUGAUGGAAGUGGUCAGAUCCCUACAUCAGCGGUGGAAAGGAUUGCAGCUGCUGCAGCCGCUGAGCCCUAUGAAUCAGUGUCUUGUGCUUUUGUGUCAUAUGGGUCCUGUGUUAAGGAUUUAGCUGAUGGCUGGAAAUAUAGGAGUCGUUUAUGGUAUGGUGUCGGCCUUCCACAGAAUGCAGUUCCAUUUGGUGGUGGUGGUAGUGGAUGGAAUUUUUGGAAUUCUGCAUUGGAGAAAGAUGCCAGUGGCAAUUGGGUUGAGCUUCCUUUGGUAAAGAAGUCUGUGGCAAUGCUCCAAGCAUUAUUACUAGAUGAGUCUGGACUAGGUGGUGGUCUUGGUAUAGGAGGAGGAUCAGGUACCGGAAUGGGAGGAAUGGCUGCAUUGUAUCAGCUGUUAGAUAGUGACCAGCCAUUCUUGUGCAUGCUUCGAAUGGUUCUUCUAUCAAUGAGGGAAGAUGAUGACGGAGAAGAUCAUAUGCUGAUGAGAAGUACAAGUUUUGACGAUUCUGUGUCUGAAGGAAGAAAACCACGAUCAGCACUCUUGUGGAGUGUUCUCUCACCUGUGCUCAACAUGCCAAUUUCUGAUUCUAAGAGGCAAAGAGUCUUGGUAGCAUCUUGCGUGCUUUAUUCCGAGGUGUACCAUGCCGUUAGCAGAGACCAAAAGCCUCUUCGUAAACAGUACCUUGAGGCUAUUUUACCGCCUUUUGUUGCUGUCUUAAGAAGAUGGCGACCCCUUUUGGCUGGCAUUCAUGAGCUUGCUACUGGUGAUGGUUUGAAUCCUCUUAUUGCUGAUGACCGAGCAUUAGCGGCUGAUUCCCUGCCAAUUGAGGCUGCUCUUGCUAUGAUAUCUCCUGCCUGGGCUGCUGCUUUUGCAUCUCCACCUGCUUCGAUGGCAUUGGCGAUGGUCGCGGCUGGUGCUUCAGGUGGUGAAAGUCAAGCUCCUGCAACAAGUUCCCAUCUUAGGCGUGAUACAUCACUGCUGGAACGCAAACAGACUAGGCUUCAAACAUUUUCAAGUUUUCAAAGACCUUUGGAAGUCCCUAAUAAAGCACCACCUCUUCCAAAGGACAAAGCUGCUGCAAAAGCUGCUGCUUUGGCAGCUGCUCGUGAUCUUGAGCGAUUUGCAAAAGUUGGUUCUGGAAGAGGUCUUAGUGCUGUUGCAAUGGCUACAUCUGCACAGCGAAGGAGUGCUAGUGAUAUGGAGCGGGUUAAGAGAUGGAAUAUGUCUGAAGCAAUGGGAGUUGCUUGGAUGGAAUGUUUGCAGCAAGUUGAUACGAAGGCGGUAUAUGGGAAAGAUUUUAAUGCUUUUUCGUAUAAAUAUAUUGCAGUUCUUGUUGCCAGUUUUGCCCUAGCAAGGAAUAUGCAACGGUCUGAGAUUGACAGGCGUGCUUAUGUAGAUGUAGUUGAUCGACAUCGAAUCAGUAUUGGAGCCCGUGCAUGGCGCAAACUUAUUCACCAGUUAAUAGAGAUGAGAAGUCUUUUGGGGCCAUUUGCAGAUAAUUUAUACAGCCCACUUCGAGUUUUCUGGAAGUUGGAUUUAAUGGAAAGUUCCUCCAGGAUGAGAAGAUGUUUGAGGAGGAAUUACCAAGGGUCUGACCAUUUAGGUUCUGCAGCCAAUUAUGAAGAUUAUUUUCAGGAGAAAAAUGAGCCGAGCACUCCAAUUUUGUCGGCGGAAGCAAUCUCGCUUGAGGCAGUCAAUGUAGACGAAGAGCCAGUGGAAACUGAGGACUCGGUUUCUAGGGUUGAUCAUAUUGAAUAUGAAGGAGAUAAUCAGCCUAGACUUUCUGAAGCAGCUGAACAAACUGUUCAGGCAUCUCAGGAGUCCAGUCCUACUCAACUUGCAAGUGAUGAACACCUUGUCCAAAGUUCUUCGCCCAUUGCACCUGGGUAUGUUCCUAGUGAACUUGAUGAAAGAAUUGUUCUUGAGCUACCAUCAUCAAUGGUCCGACCACUUAAGGUCAUACGAGGAACCUUUCAAGUAACCAGUAGGAGGAUAAAUUUUCUAGUUGAUAAAAGUGAGACCAGAUCUACAACCGAUAGUUUGCAUACCAGUUCUGAGGCAGGCCACCAAGAAAAGGACCGUAGCUGGUUAAUGUCAUCUCUUCAUCAAAUCUAUAGCAGGAGACACCUCCUUAGAAGAAGUGCUCUGGAGCUAUUUAUGGUGGACCGUUCAAACUUCUUCUUUGAUUUUGGGAGUAGUGAAGGGCGAAGAAAUGCAUAUCGUGCAAUUGUUCAAGCACGACCUCCUCAUUUAAAUAACAUAUAUUUGGCUACUCAGAGGCCUGAACAACUUUUGAAAAGAAUUCAACUUAUGGAGCGUUGGGCCAGGUGGGAGAUCAGCAAUUUUGAAUAUCUAAUGCAGCUCAAUACACUAGCUGGGCGUAGUUACAAUGAUAUAACCCAGUAUCCGGUAUUCCCCUGGAUUCUUUCUGAUUACAGUUCAGAGAGCUUGGAUCUUUCUAAUCCUUCUUCAUAUCGAGACCUUUCAAAGCCUGUUGGUGCACUGAACCCAGAUCGUCUGAAGAGAAUUCAAGAAAGAUAUGCUAGCUUUGAUGAUCCAGUCAUCCCCAAAUUCCAUUAUGGAUCACACUACUCGAGUGCAGGAACAGUUUUGUAUUAUCUUGUUAGGGUUGAACCAUUCACUACCCUUGCAAUCCAACUGCAAGGUGGUAAAUUUGACCAUGCAGACCGGAUGUUUUCUGAUAUUUCUGCUACUUGGAAUGGAGUUCUUGAGGACAUGAGUGAUGUGAAGGAAUUGGUUCCUGAGCUAUUUUACCAACCUGAGGUCCUCACAAAUGAAAAUUCAAUUGAUUUUGGCACGACACAGUUGGGAGGAAAGCUUGAUACUGUUAAACUUCCUGCUUGGGCUGAAAAUCCAGUUGAUUUUAUUCAUAAGCAUCAGAAGGCUCUGGAGAGUGAAUAUGUAUCUGCUCAUUUGCAUGAGUGGAUUGACCUAAUAUUUGGGUAUAAACAACGGGGCAAAGAAGCUGUUGCAGCAAAUAAUGUGUUUUUUUAUAUUACCUAUGAAGGGACAGUGGAUAUUGAUAAAAUCUCUGACCCAGUACAACAGCGUGCCACACAAGAUCAGAUUGCAUAUUUUGGGCAAACACCUUCCCAACUUCUGACUGUUCCUCACUUGAAGAAAAUGCCAUUAGCCGAAGUUUUGCAUUUGCAGACAAUAUUCCGCAACCCAAAAGAAAUCAAACCAUAUGCUGUUCCAUCCUCUGAACGAUGCAAUCUUCCUGCGUCUGCCAUUCAAGCAUCUUCAGAUAUGGUUGUGGUUGUUGAUAUGAAUGCGCCAGCAGCUCAUGUUGCUCAACACAAGUGGCAACCCAAUACACCUGAUGGCCACGGUACUCCUUUCCUUUUCCAACAUAGAAAAGUGACAUCGGGGUCUGCUGGUGGUACACUUAUGCGCAUGUUCAAAGCACAGACCGCAUCUGGUGAGGAGUGGCAAUUCCCUCAAGCACUAGCGUUUGCUGUCUCUGGAAUUCGAAGCCAAGCUAUCGUUGCUAUUACGUGCGACAAAGAAAUUAUUACUGGUGGGCAUGCUGAUAAUAGUAUUAGGCUAAUAUCCUCAGAUGAAGCUAAAACCAUAGAAACAGCUUAUGGACAUUGUGCUCCUGUUACUUGCCUUGGCAUUUCACCCAAUAGUAACUACCUAGUGACAGGAUCCCGAGAUACAACAGUAUUACUAUGGAGAAUACACAGGGCACUUGUGUCUCCCUCAAAUGUCAUAUCAGAACAUUCCAAUGGGACAAGAAGAUUGUCUUCAACCAGUAAUAGUUCAUCGAGCUUGAUUGAAAAGGAUCAGAGACGUCGAAUUGAGGGUCCUAUACAGGUACUUCGGGGGCACCGCAGUGAAAUACUCAGUUGUUGUGUUAACUCAGAUCUCGGGGUAGUUGUUUCUUGCUCUCAUUCAUCAGAUGUCCUUCUGCACUCUAUAAGAAGGGGACGUUUAAUUAGAAGACUGGAUGGAGUAGAGGCUGAUAUUGUCUGCCUUUCCGCUGAAGGGGUCGUGAUGACUUGGAAUGAAUCACAGCAUACUCUUAGUACCUUUACUCUCAAUGGUGCUCCGAUAGCAAAAGCACAAUUCUCCUUCUUUUGCAGUAUCAGUUGCAUAGAGAUUUCUACUGAUGGGACGAGUGCUUUGAUUGGAAUUAAUUCUCUAGAAAAUGGUAGACCCGAUAAUAACAGUUUAAAUUCACAGUUGAAUAAGUCAGGUGUUGUUGAUUUUGAUUCAGAAUCAGAAGAAACUUAUGAAAGCAAUAGAAUAGAUGUUCCAUCACCAUCAAUUUGCUUCCUGGAUAUGCACACUCUGGAGGUAUUUCAUGAAUUGAGGCUGGGAGAAGGGCAGGAUAUCACAGCUUUGGCUCUAAACAAGGAUAGCACAAAUCUUUUGGUUUCAACUUCGGAUAAACAAUUGAUAGUCUUCACUGAUCCAGCUUUAAGCUUGAAGGUGGUAGAUCAAAUGCUCAAGCUUGGCUGGGAAGGUGAUGGGCUUCGACCUCUCAUGAAAUCAUAGUUUUAGGGUAUACAUAUGUGGUUUAUACAUAAUAUCAAUUCGAAAAAUUAGGUUGCGGUUUUGACGCCCCUGUUUGUAAGCAUUUUGGUUGCGGCCCUUAUGGUUCAGAGAGCUCUUGUGACAUAUGUAACAUCAUAUUAUUACCACCAGUAUUAGGUUCUUAGAUUUAGCACUAGCAGUGAUUCCUUUUUGUUUUUUGGUCAAAGUAUAGGGUUCUUCACUCUUCCAUUUGUGCAGUGUUGAUACUGGACAAGCUUCUGAAGUCUUAUUCAGGUUUGAGCCAUUUUUGUCCCACAAAUUUUUGUUAUAGAAAUGAAUAUAUAAUAGCUAUUCUUUGUUGUAAUGCUGCUGCUUUUUCAGAAGUUGAAAGUUUGUUGGAUGUUGGUUGGA
This is a messenger RNA of Lotus japonicus, 9618 nucleotides long. Its product is annotated as BEACH domain-containing protein C2. NCBI's taxonomy places the organism in Eukaryota, Viridiplantae, Streptophyta, Magnoliopsida, Fabales, Fabaceae. The record is from RefSeq and is a predicted model, not a curated record. Gene Ontology annotation, molecular function: protein binding. The transcript has 32 exons. Bases 331 to 9228 code for a protein of 2965 amino acids.